AUGGACGCACAAAAUGGGUAUUGAUGCGACUAUCAGCCUUUUUUCUUGAACAAGCACAUGGGAAGAAGAAGAAAAAGGAACGGAGAAGCUCAAAUGUGGGGUCUUGACGACGUCAAUGGAUUCAAGCUCGUUGGGCAAAGCAUUGAUGAGCUAGGCCUUCUUCAAAAAUAUAAGCGAAAAAGCCGAGAGUCAAUCGGAUGCGAAGUGGUAAUCGGGAUUUUUAUUCAGCCUGAUGAAGAGUCACAUUUUGCUGCAACAAUGGAUUCAGUAGUAAAAAAUGUAAAGAACUUCAAAGAUAAAGGACUAUCAGUUCUCUGCAUAGCAAUAGCGGACGGUAGAGAGAAGCUGAAAUCAGCAGACAAUGAUAGUUUAAUGGGAAGUGUUUUUCAUAAUGUUUAUUAUGAUGAAUCAUUGAUAGAAAAACAAUUUAAUUUAAGCAAAGAAAACAAUAAAAUUCCUCUGAAAUACUUUAUGACAAACCCUGCGGAAUCACAAACCGAUGAAGAGCUCGCUCAUAUGUUUAUGCAUAGAAACUGGCUAAAAAUAGAUGAAGGAGGCAAUGAGCGCAAGAUUGAUUUAAUUUUUUGCAUCAAAGAAAAAUAUUCACCCUUCUCUUUAAAUAUGAACAAUUUAUUAUCAAAUUUGAAGGGAUUUAAGAGAGACUUACAAAAUUUUCCUAUAAAUUUCAAUAAUUAUUUAAAAUAAAAUUAAAUAAAGAUGGACACAUUUUAAAAAUCUUUGAUUUCAAUUUCUUAAGAUUUAAGAUAUCCGUUUGUAAGCUCUUUUUUUCUUUAAUCCGCCCAGCUUUGAUUACAAAUUUAAAAAUAGCAAUGAAAAUAGUAUAUAUAAGUUGAAUGCAAUAUUAUUUAAUUUUUAUUUACUCCGCCUUCAUUUUUAUUGGAACAAAAAUUCUAUUCCAAUUUAAAGGGGUAUUAAUGUAAAUUUGAAAGAAAUUAUAUCGAGUUUUCUCUGUGAAAGCAAUUUUUAUGUUUUUUCGUAAAAUAAUUUUUAUAAAAAUUAUCGUAUUAUUCUAAUUCACUUUCUAUUUUAAAUCGAACAAAUUUAGUUAAAUUUUUAUUAAAUAGGUAUCAAAUAUAAAUUAAUAUUUUUACUUAUAAAAUUAUAAUUUUGUUCCUUAAAAAAUAGAAUUUCACCAUUAUUUUGUUCCAAUUAAAAGGAGUGAGUUAGCUUUAGAAAAUUAUUUAAGAAAAUUUAUCAAUCCAACUUGGCAGCAGUUAAAAUUGGAUUCUAUUACAUUAAAUCUAUUAUAUUUGAGUCAAAGCUGUUACAUUAAAAUUAUUUUAUCGAAAAUCAAAAUAAGGGUUAAUUUUCCCAUAAAUCAAAAUUUACCUAUAUCUCGUCCAAUUUAAAGGGAGUUAGACAAAAUAAUAUUUUAUAAUAAGAUAAAGAAAUUUAUAAAGCAUAUAGUUCAGGCUAAAAUGGGAAGUUAGGAAAACUAAACUCUCAUUUAUGAUUCUUUGGAGGUUUCUGUCAGCAUAUCAACCCCCGAAUUGUCAUGCUGCUAGAUGCCGGAGUGAAGCCCCAAAAAAAUGCUUUAAUCUACAUGUGGAAAGCUCUUCGAGCUGAUGAAAAUCUUGCCGGAUGCACUGGCGAGCUAAAGCCUGAUACAAAAAAGUGAAAAGAUAUCUUUCGUUACGCACAAGUAGCAGAGUAUAAGUCCAUUUAUAUGCUCGAUAAAGCCCUAGAAAGCGUUGUCGGCUACAUCUCAAGCCUCCCCAGCUGCUUUAGUGCUUAUCAAUGGAAAGCUUUAAGCAUGCCCAUUCUAUUAGAAACUCAUUUUAAAUCCAUCUGCAACCCUGAAGAAAUUGACGCUGCAAAUUCCAAUUAUUACCUUUCAGUCGAUAGACUUUUGAGCCUAUCUCUUUUCAUGCAAAGGAAACAAAAAUACACCCUAAGAUUUGUCAAAAGGUCAAAGGCCAAAAUUCAUGUCUCAAAUAAAGUGUACAAGAUUAUGCUCACAAGGAGAAAGUGAAUCAAUGGGACUUGGUUCAUUUUACUAGAGUCUCUUAAAAAAUCCUACUUGAUUUUUGGAUGCAAAACCAAUCAUCCAUGAUAUAGGAUCAUCUUAUUUGCUCUGCAAAUGAUAUUGUUUAUUACAAACUUCUUUUUUUCUUGGCUCAUUGUGGGGUAUUUUUUUGUUUUUCUCGCCCAAGGAUUGAGGACGAGGGUUGAUAAUGAUCAUGUGCAAGAUAUUUUUAUGAUUUUUUAUGGGCUGCUUCUUGAACAUGUAUUGAUUCUUUCUCUAGGAGUUUCUCCUAACUCCCCCCCUCUGUGAGUGAACAAAACCAUUAGAAAAAUCCCUAAUUUGCUCAAAAACCCAUACUCCGUGAGCGAGCAAAAAUUUUUUAGUAGAAUAAUUUUUAUAUAUAAGUGAUAUUUAAUAUCAUGAAAUCUCUAGCUAAUUCUGUUUAAUUUAAAAAAAUUGCGUUUUAAAGCAUAGAUUUUACAAAUUAAUUAAUAUUUAUUUCCAAUUUUUGCAGUGGGAUUUUUUUAAUUUCGAAAAAAAAUUAACCCCUGCGUGAGCGAGCAAGAUUUUUUUGUUCGCUCACGGAGGGAGGACUAAGAAAGCUGAUAAAUGCUUGACGUAUAUGAGCUACAUUCUUUUAGGCAUUUCUAUAGUGAGUGUAUAUUUCUUUUUAGGCUACUGAUUUCAGCAGCCUGAUGGAGGCUACUCAAUGGUAUAUUUUGCAGCAUUUCUUACAGCGUCUGGCUUAUUUAUCUUGAACCUUCUUUUCUACCUAGAAAUCAUCUUUAGCAUCCCUUUUUAUGUUAUUUUGAUACCUGUUCUCGUUAAUAUCUGCAUGGUUUAUUCGAUUUGCAAUAUUCAUGACUGUUCUAAUAGCCACCCAGAAAAAAUCACUGAAAAAGAAAGGGAACAAAUUGCCCGUUUCCAAUCUUUCAGAGCUUUUUGGCUUCUUGUAUGAAUUUCAACUAAUGGUGUUUUUGCUUAUGGUCUAUACGAAUUAAUUGAAGAAAAGAAAAUGUAUGCACUAAUAGCUAUAGCUAUGGUUGGAAUGGCUAAUAUUAUUAUUAGGCUGAUUGGAGGAUUGGUGUAUCACGCAAAAGAAUGGGUUUUGAAUAAACAUGACGAUAAAAUUGAUCAAAAAAAUCAUAGAAUCGAAGACAAUGUAGAAGAUGCUGAAAAGAUUUUUAUAGAAGUUCCAAGUUUAAGCGACUAUUAG
Molecule: messenger RNA, 3203 nt
Organism: Blepharisma stoltei
Lineage: Eukaryota; Ciliophora; Heterotrichea; Heterotrichida; Blepharismidae
Source: the annotation of a GenBank genome assembly